UUGUAGCACAAUGUUCUUGAUAGGAAGGGGUGCUGUAUUUAACAUUGAUACCACCACAACCAGGACAUCGGGCCGUCCAGGUGGGCACUCCUUGGCAAAGUGCAGUAGGAUACGCAAACCGUUCUUGUCAUAUGCAGUCACAGGAAGAGCACUGCCUGUUAGGGAAAGCAAGUGUGUGUUUGUGUUUUAAUGAUUUAUAUCUAUCUAAAUGGACAGACCAUUUUUCAAACCCAAAAGGGCCCUCAAAGCAGCAUACAGAAAGAAUAAAAAUACCAACCAACACCCCGCCACCCCAAGAGACAAUCUGCACAAGAAAAAAGCAAAUAACCACCAACAGGAUCUUAAGCAGCCGAGAAACAGGAGCAAAAUCAGUAGCAGAACCAGCAGAUCUCAUCAAAACUACACCAAGGCACAAGAAUUAAAUUGAAGUAAUGGGAGGAGUACACAGGCUUACCCCUUGAGGUGCUGGGAAGUUCACUAAAGAAGUUGCAAAGAACUGAUUCUGAACACUUUUGUUGCAUAGGUGCAGUAAUGCUGCCCUGCAACCUGGUCCCAAAAAGAAAAAGCUCACUCCAGGUUCAGAUACCCACAACUCCUUCCCUGAGAAAUUAACUGUACAAGGAUCCAUAGAUGUGAUCCUUGCCGAGGACUUGGCUAUAUUCUCAGUGAGGGAACCUGGAAUAUUGCACUGGAGUCUAAAACUCUGCACAAUGUGAGGCAAUUGUGCACACAUUUUCUUCAUUUCAGAAUUUCCUCUAAUGAUCAAAUGUUGACUUUUCAGAAAUAGUAGAGUGGUAAAAGGAGCACCGAGAAGGAAGAUUGCAUAGGUCAACAAAAACCUGAUCCCUAAGACAGACUAGAGCGUUUCAUGAGACAAAAACCCAUGCAGAAUUACGGCAGAGGCACGCCAAGUUAGAGGCACUACCUUGGCAUGGUUGUGCGGCUUGCGUGCUCUGAGGAAGGUGAGAGCUAUGCCAGAGGUCCAACCAUACUGGACAGGUCUCACCAGAGGAGCCAGACAAAGAGUGCCCCUCCCAUCAACAAUGUGGUGAGACGUAACUUUAAUAAAUCUAUACCGGAUCGGUCGUCACCCGGGUCAACAAGGACCGCGCCAGGUGCUGGAGUCCCUGGACAUCUGGUGGCAAGUGGGCAACAGGACUCAGGAUCUUCAGCUGAGCAACCAGGGCUGGAGUCUGCAAGGUUACUGGAAGAAACGUCGCUUAACCGAAAAAAAUAUACGAAAAACGCCAACAAGGAAAUAAUGAUCUGCUAUUACAAGUCUAGUCCAACUAGAAGAGAUUAUUUAAAAAGAAUGUACCAAAUUUGGAAAGAAAAGCAUCCAGAUACAGAAAUAACAGAACAAAGGCUAGCAGACCAGAGAAGAUUCAUAAUAAGAAAUAAAGUAUUCACAGGAGUUGAGCUGGAAGAACUGCAAAGAGCAACACAGGCUCAAGAUAUGGAAGAAGAAUUACCACCAACUGAAGAAGUUAUUCAGGCGCAGGUGGAGGAGGAGGUGUUGGAAAUAGAGGAUGCCACUGUUGCUGAACUGUUUCAAAAUCAAAACCAGGCAACCUCCCCUUUGCCUUCACCUCAAAAACCCGAAUGCCAUUUAACAAAAAAGCAACAAGAACUAAAGCAAAAAAUAACUGAGCACGUGAACCAAACAACCACCAGGGUUCGACUUCCAGCUCUAAAAACAGUUGCCAAAAAACAACUUGCUCAGGCAUUAAAAGAUGUCAGUGCUGCACUUGCAGAAAUAGCAACCAAUAACUUGCAAGAAACAAACCAACUAAUGUACAGUGCAGCAACAAUAACACAAGAGCUCGGAUAUAAGAUCAGUGGACCGGUAUAAAAAGAAAGUAGUACAUCACCUAAAUGGAAGAUUAGAUUAGAAAAAAUCUCCAGGCUUAGAUCAGAUGCUAGUAAAUUGAAAGAUAUGAAAGACAAGAAGCUGAAGAAUGAAAACACCAAACAGUAUCUGAUCCAAAAAUACCACCUAGAUUCAAGGAAAAUUAGAGAAGUCCUGGAAAUAAUAAAGCAGCAAAUAACAGCAGUGUCAAAGAAGAUACGAAGCCAGAGUUACACAACACAGGCAGAAUCUCCAAUUCCAGUCGAAUCAGAGACGUUUCUACCAAAGCAUAGAAGGAGAAACUGCAAGAAACAUAGAAACACCAAAGAAAGAAGAAACAGUGCAAUUCUGGGGGAAAUUAUGGGCCAAUCCAAUAGAUUAUAAUUUUAAAAAACCAGGCUGGGUGAAAGAGGUCGAAAAAUGUAACCAACAAAUGCAAGAACUAAUAACACCAGAAUUAAUAAGUGAAAGAGCAAAGAAUAUUAAAAAUUGGACUGCACCAGGCGACGAUGAACUGCAUGGCUUUUGGCUUAAACACCUAACGAGCCUUCAUAAACAACAAUCAAAACAGUUUAAUCACAUUUUGCAAGGAGGUGAUAUUGUUCAAACUCAAUGGUGGGAACACCAUACAAGCCAUAAACACCUCGGCUAUACCUGUUAUCAGAUACACUGAAGGAAUAAUAGACUGGACCCAGGCAGAGAUAGAGACGCUAGAUCGUAAGACCAGGAAAAUAAUGACCAUCACUCAUGCUCUGCACCCCAGCAGUGAUGUAGAUAGGCUAUACUUCCCUCGCAGCUCAGGUAGAAGAGGAAUGCUGCAAGUCAAGAGAGGAGAGCUGGUCUUGUGGUAGCAAGCAUGACUUGUCCCCUUAAGCUAAGCAGGGUCUGCCCUGGUUGCAUAUGAAAAGGAGACUAGAAGUGUGAGCACUGUAAGAUAUUCCCCUCGGGGAUGGAGCUGCUCUGAGAAGAGCAGAAAGUUUCAAGUUCCCUCCCUGGCUUCUCCAAGAUAGGGCUGAGAGAGAUUCUUGCCUGCAACCUUGGAGAAGCCGCUGCCAGUCUGUGAAGACACUACUGAGCUAGAUAGACUAAUGGUCUGACUCAGUAUAUGGCAGCUUCCUAUGUUCCUAAGUCCAUCAAAUAGUAGAGGAGGAGAAAAGAGGCCUUGCAGAAUAUAUAAAGGACAGUAAAGAAGAUGCACUUCAAAUGGUCAAUAACGAGAAACUAUUAAACACCAAUGAAACAAAGCAGGCCUACAAGAAAGAACAAGUCAAGAACUGAGCAGAAAAAUGGAAAAAUAAAGCGACGGCGUGGUCAAUAUUUGCAUAAUAUAACUGGAAAAUCAGACAUCACCAAGACCUGGCAAUGGCUUAAGAAUGGCAGCUUGAAGAAAGAAACAGAGGGUUUAAUACUGGCUGCACAAGAACAGGCACUAAGAACAAAUGCAAUAAGAGCAAAAGUCAAAAAGUCAACAACAUACAGCAAUUGCCGCCUUUGUAAAGAAGCAGAUGAAACCGUGGACCACCUAAUCAGCUGUUGUAAAAAGAUCACACAGACUGACUACAAACAAAGGCAUGACAAGGUAGCAGGGAUGAUACACUGGAACAUCUGCAAAAAAUACAAGCUACCUGUAGCCAAAAAUUGGUGGGACCAUAAAAUUGAAAAAGUUGAAGAAAAUGAAGAUGCAAAAAUAUUAUGGGACUUCCGACUACAAACAGACAAACAUCUGCCACACAAUACACCAGCUAUAACUGUAGUCGAGAAGAAAGAAAAACAAGUUAAAAUAAUCAACAUAGCAAUACCAGGGGAUAGCAGAAUAGAAGAAAAAGAAAGAAAAAAUCACCAAAUACAAAGAUCUACAAAUUAAAAUUGAAAGGCUGUGGCAGAAAAAGACCCAAAUAAUCCCAGUGGUAAUUGGCGCCCUGGGUGCAAUUCGAAAACAACUUGAAGAGCACCUCAACACCAUCGGGGCCACAGAAAUCACCAUCAGUCAAUUACAAAAAGCAACUUUACUGGGAACAGCCUAUAUUUUGCGACGAUAUCUAUAAUAACCAACAGUACUGAUGAUAAAAUUGAGCCAUCCCAGGUCCUUGGGAAGGACUCGAUGUCUGGAUAAAACAAACCAGUCAAUAACACCUGUCUGACUGUGUAAACAAGAAAUAAUAAUAUUUAUAUUCCGCCCUUCCAAAGGUGGCUCAGGACACUUUACAUUAAAAAUGUAUUCCUUUUUUCACAAAGAUUCACUUCUGAACCUUUAGUAAGCAUUGGCCAUCAAUUUGCAAGGCUUUCCCUGCAGUUAUGGGGGCUGGCAUCAUUGUCUUUUUCACACUAAAUAAAUGUUUACUUGGGUAGGGUGGUAGAUGGUGCAACCAUGCAGAUUUCUCAGAUCCUUGUGUCACACUAUUCCUCAAAGACUUGCUUCUGAAAAGCAGCCUGGGCAGUAAAAUGAAAGAAUGUAUCUAAUGUUCAAACUAUGAAAACAAAAGGGUUUUAAUGAAUUGAAAGACACAGUUCAGUAUCAAGGAGGAGUAUGUGAGGCUUACUGGGCUUAAUGGACUCCAGUGGAACAUGGACAUUGGCCAAGGAGAUCUCAGGGCCUUUCAGAGGACUUCCUUGCUGCUGGAAUGAGGCGGGCUGAAAGAGGGGGCUUCCGGACCCUGCAGUGCAGCUGCUUGGGUAUGGAAUCAUAGGGACUCCUGCAGCAGAUGUCAGAGAUGCAGAAGGAGCAGCAGGAAAUGCAACUCCCGCAUGGAACACAGAGGCGGUGAUAUUUGCUUGAGCUGAAGCCCUAGAAUUGAGAGGGGAACAAACAGAUUAAACUAUUAAACUAGAGAGUAAGUGAGUAUACAUAAACAAACAUAACUUCUCGAACGGAAAACCACAUGGCCCUGUGGUUGCCAGGAGUUGACACCGACUCCACGGCACAACUUUACUUUAAUGCCACCCUGUGCCUUCUUUCCCCUCCUCUUGCUUUUUAUAAUCCACCCAGACUGCGCAUAUUCCACUGAUCUCUUACAAGUAGCAACCCACCAAUGCCCUGUAUGCAGUACUUACAGCGUUGAAUGAAUACAAAAUGGAUUAUGAUUUAGCAGAGAGGCAAAGAACCAAUUUACCAACAUUCCUCCUUACAUUAUCCACAACAGUAUAGUAUUAAGACAGAACAGCAGUAGGAAAUGAAGUGAAGAGUCCAUGCCGUUGGUAGGUACUCUGAACUAUCCAGAUGAUGGUUUAUUCUAACAUUACCACAGAUUCUUACAGGUGAUAUUUCGGACUGUCCAGAUCACAUUCAACACACUGCUUAACCUUUUUGCACAAUUAGCUUGAAAAAUCUUGGAAUACCUGUGUCUUUCCAAACUACUUUUUCCCCCUAACACGAUCAUGGAAGCGGAAAAUCCUGCGUGAGAAGGAAAAGUAUGGACAGGCCACAGCGCAAGCUGCAGAGGAGUGGUGGUGACAGACGACUGAUGACCGAUUGUUCAGAAGAAGAAUACACUGCAAGUUUCCUUCACUUCCAAACCAGAGGGCACUUUUCUUCUGCUUCUCAUCCUGUGUGGUUCUCCCCUCCCCACCCCAAGCCAGUUGACAGAUAUUACAGUCUUUCACCCACCUUUA
Messenger RNA from Hemicordylus capensis (graceful crag lizard), 5458 nucleotides. RefSeq lists its product as uncharacterized. The record is from RefSeq and is a predicted model, not a curated record. The transcript has 2 exons. NCBI's taxonomy places the organism in Eukaryota, Metazoa, Chordata, Lepidosauria, Squamata, Cordylidae. The coding region runs from base 932 to 1852 and encodes 306 amino acids.